Molecule: messenger RNA, 5713 nt
Organism: Pogona vitticeps (central bearded dragon)
Lineage: Eukaryota; Metazoa; Chordata; Lepidosauria; Squamata; Agamidae
Gene: HHEX
Product: hematopoietically expressed homeobox
Biological process (GO): cell differentiation; regulation of transcription by RNA polymerase II
Molecular function (GO): DNA-binding transcription factor activity, RNA polymerase II-specific; RNA polymerase II cis-regulatory region sequence-specific DNA binding
Source: RefSeq, a predicted model, not a curated record
GGCUCCGCCCAGCCGCGCUACCCGGUGGGGGGGAACCUGUCGCGCCUGGCGGGCGAGCGCAGGGUUCUGGGGCUGCCGGUGCCACGGAAGGAGACCGGCGUCCACACGCAGGAUCGGAGCGCCGAGCGGGACCAGAGAAAGCCCCCCGGCCAGGGCCAGGGCCGUAAGCCAUGCAGUACCAAGCCUCCGGGUCAGCCUCUCUGCCCCCCAUGUACGCCCCCAGCCCGGUGCUGCAGCCGGUGCACCCCACGCCCUUCUAUAUCGAAGACAUCCUGGCCCGGGGGGGGCCCGUGCCGCCACCGCCUCCUCCUCCUCCUCCGCCGGCGCCGGCGCCGCUUCCUCCCACCCUGCCUUCUCCCAAUUCCUCUUUCACCAGCCUGGUGGCCUCUUACCGGACCCCCAUCUACGAGCCGACCCCGAUCCACCCGGCCUUCUCGCACCACUUCGCCGCCGCCACCACCGGCUAUGGGGCCGGGCCCUAUGGGACUGCAGGCGCCGGCCCUUUCUACUCGUUUCCUCGCGCCGUCGGAGAUUACGCGCAUGCCCUCAUCCGGCAUGACCCCCUGGGGAAGCCGCUGCUCUGGAGCCCCUUCAUGCAGAGGCCGCUGCACAAGCGGAAAGGCGGCCAGGUGCGCUUCUCCAACGACCAGACCCUCGAGCUGGAGAAGAAGUUCGAGACGCAGAAGUACCUCUCCCCGCCCGAGAGGAAGCGCCUCGCCAAAAUGCUGCAGCUCAGCGAGAGGCAGGUGAAAACGUGGUUCCAAAACCGCAGGGCUAAAUGGAGGCGCCUAAAGCAGGAAAACCCUCAAGCCAGUAAAAAAGAUGAUUCUGGGAGUGUGGAUGGUCACCAGGAACCCAAGCAAGAAGGUUGCCUAAGUCCGGAGCAGGAAAAGGAACCUUCUCCAGGACAGUCACAGUACACCUCCUCACCAGUUUCCCAGGAAGAUUUGGACUCUGAAAUUUCUGAUGAUGACUCAGAUGAAGAGGUGGAUAUUGAAGAUUAUUCUGUUUCAUAUCCUGCUGGGGAUAUAAUGCUACAUAUUCCUCCAUGAAUUUGGUGGCAUGAAGAUCGCUAACAACAACAACAAGAAGAAGAGCGGAAUGAAAAUGAUCUCUCUCAUUUAGAAAGGUGAAUUUUCACUGCUGGGAUACAACCUUUUGGAAAGACACCAGGGAUGCAGUUGAAUACAGGACUGAAGUAACAUUUUGCAUGGCGUCACAGAGGUUGCCUUGGUGAAAGUGGGAAGUACCAUGUAGUAGAUCCUACCAAGAGUGCUUUUACUCAUCCACUAGAAACAAUGUGUAACCCAUAUGGGUGAUACAUGGAGACUGGAGGCAUACUGGGAUCUUUAAAAAUGCUCUUGAUUUUUAACAUUUUUUUUAAAAAAGUUGAAUAAUAGGAAUCAUGAUGUUGGGAGGGAGAAAACUUCCUCUGCUUUUAAUCUGAUGGGUCUUCCAUCCUUCUCUAGCCUGGUGGCCUCCAGAUGUUUUUGAGCAGAUAUGUUGAGGAUUAUGAUACAACACAUCUGGAAGGCACUAGGCUGGGUAAGGGUGGUCAGUGUGCAUGUUUAUGUUUACUGGUAUCUCUGUGGUCUAUUGAUACAUUUUAAAUGUACGAAGUUAUAAGGAGGCAUAAUCUAGGGGUACAUGAUGCAGUCAAGUUGCUGAAGCUAUAUGGGUCUAGAACUGGCUAGUGCCAGGUGGGGAAACCACUAAGCAAUCUGUCGAGUUCCAUAUGGGAUGGGGCAAGUGAAACUGCUGGCUAUUAAAGUCGCUGAUCAAGAAAAAGGGUAGAGUAGGAACUGUAAAGUUCACCAUAGGGCUCACUCAGGCAGGGCAAUCCCAAAUCAUAAUGCAAGAAGCAAUCCAGUCAAACAGGGUCAAGGCAGUCUAGAGCAAGGGAAUCAGAAACAAGGCAGGAAUUGGCAUGGAAGUUACAUCCAGCACUUUCCAGAGCCACCUUGCCGCCUGAACAGCCAUAGAAGUCCAGGGGGCAAGGGGACAACCCAGCCACGGGGUUUGUCCCUUGAUUCUCUCAGAAAGAAAGAGUACUUGUGAAGAAGCAACUUACUCAUGAGCAAACUUUUCCUACAGCUGAGCACUCCACCUUGGGACUUCUUAUGUUUUCAGUCUUCUCUUCGCUCCUGGAGUCUGGGAGGCUGUCCCAUCUCCUCCUCAGACUAAGCUGCUGCGCUCCCAUUAUCCAUAGGCUCAGCCUGUUCCUGUGUCCCUAAGAGUCUGGCAUCUCUUGAUUCAGCCUCCUGGUUUCCUGAGGGUCCAGGAUCUGCAGGAUCAAAGAGAUCCUCCAUCUCAUCAGGCUUUGGAAUGUCUCUUUCCUCAGCUCAUCCUCACUGAGGAUUCCUCCAGUCAUGACAGAAUCUCAUGUAACAGUACCUUGAGUUCCAUCACAGAAGAAAGAUGAGGUAUAUCUUUAAUUUUUAAAAAAGGUAUACAGUAUGUGUCUUUCCCAGAGCAUGGAAAUAUUACAUUUUUUUGGACCGUAACUCCCAGGAUCUCCUAGCUAGCAUGAUCAGGAGAUGGGAAAACAUAAAUAAAAUAAAUAUCCAUACAUUUUCUGAACUCUGUUAAUUCCAGAUAAGGCACAGCUAAAUUUGUGUUAAAUUAUCUCAUUUAUGUGCUUGCUCAAGAAGUCACAGGAUCAGACUCAGAUCAAUUUCAUCUGCAAGAAUCCCAGCAAACAACAGAAACUAUUAGAUAACCCAAUGGAAACUGGUCUAUGGUGAGAAAUUCUGCCCGAUACUGUUCUGUUGUGGCUUUGAAUGAAGGCAAACAGUGCAGUCCUACACAUCUUCUGAAAAUCAAGCCCCACUGAGCUCAGUGAAACUUAUUUCCAAGUAAAUGUAUAUAACAGCCUUCUCUAACAUAGAAACCAAAAGACUUGGUGAGCUAUUCCCACAGCUUGCCAUGCUGUGCUGUUUUUAAUUUGUAUCCUCAGCUGAUUUUAAUGUAUUUUAAUGGUUUUACAGUGAGGCUGGUUCAUAUGAUUUGUGAUUUUUGUUUUUUGGCUAAAUGUGAUUUUUUUGGUUAAAUGUGGUAAAUAAAUUUAUUUGUUUAUUCUUUUAAAAUGUUUGUAAGCCCGCUUGAACACAUUUUUUUAGUGGAAAAAUGGGAUAUAAAUGUAAUCUCCAGCUACUUAAAUCCCCCUGCCUAAGUAGGGGUGAUGGGAGUUACAGUCCAACAUAGCAGGAGAUUGCCAUACAGGGGAAGGGAGCUGUAUAGGGUUAGGCCUAGUGAAAUGUUUUCUAACUAUGUAGCUUGCUAAUUUUAGUGCAUCUAUUUAAUUUCUUAAAUGAUUUCCGUAUUGUACUUCAUCAACCAGGGGCCACAGUUGUAUAUAUAUGUGAAGUGGAACUUAGAAUCAGUCAAACUGUUCAUCGUGAAAAUCCUGCCUGGCAAUUCUGUAUACAUAGAAACCUACUCGCCUGAAUCAGAGUUUGGCUAUUUGAUAUUUCCAUUGGGCGUAAAGAAGCCACGUGUAAGCCAGGCUGUCGAAACUUCAUCGGCAUGAAAACUUUAACAAGAUUUGUUUUGUGAAACUGUUUUUCCCCCCUGCUGGUUGUAACCCUGUUCAAGCAUUCAUUGUGCUAAGUUAAGAAUUCUGAAACUGCUGGGUGACAAGCAGAAAAUAGUUAUAGAUUGUGUAAGUAACACAAUGAAAUGAAGGCUGCUUUAUACCAGGAUAAAUCUGUCUAGCUAGUCCUUCAGUAGCCUGCGAGCUGGAAACCUACUGGUUAGAUUACUGCAGUGCAUUAUAGAUAGGCCUGACUUUGAAGGCUGUUCAGAAAAUGCUGCAAAAUGCACUAGCCAGCUUGACCACUGACCAGAAAGUCUGAUCAUAUGUCAUCUAUUCUGGCGAACUGCACUGGCGGCCAAUACAUUUUUGUCCCCAAUUCAAAGUGCUGGUUUUAACCUGUCAAGUCUUACAUGGCUUGGGACCACGUAUGUUAAUAUUUGAAGCCAUUUUCUGAGUUUGUUCUGUAAGAGGGUUGGAAAACGGUAGCAAGGCAGAAGGUUUUUUUUGUCUAUUGGUCCUAACCCUGUCAUAUUUUCUGUACCUUGUUAACAAUGCAACCCUAGCUUAAACAUAUGUUGGCAUUAGUGGGUUUGAAAUACCGUAGGACCCCUAUAUCCUUAAGGAAUUGGUUCUAAGCCUUCCUGUGGAUACAGAAAACCAUGGAUAAUAGCAAACUCUAUACAUAGCAUGGUCUUUGGCUCCCUCUAAUGGCCAGUUCUGAUAAUUACAUAGUGGAAAUAUAUCUUUUUAGGUUGGUUUUUCUUUUUAAUAUUUUCAGACUAUGGAUUAGUGAAACUGCUGAUACGGGUCCUGCAGAUGGGGGGGGUGUCCUACUGUAGACACAACUCUCUUGUCUCACCACAGCUGCCUGUGAGCUGGUGAAUUUCUGAAAUAGCCUGGCAAAACUGCUGUACAAGGGCUAAGAAGUGGAAAAGGGAAAAGGUGAGGGAGGAGCGCGCACCAGAUCCAAAGCUCCUGUAGCUUAUGGAGAAAGCCGCUGUGCCUGCAUAAAAGUAGGUGAAGUUACAGUUCCAAGUGAUUUCCUACAUCUCUGGGGAGGGGUUAGGAUUCAGCAUAAAUCUGGCCGAGUAUUAGCUGAGCUAUUCUCAGCCAAUUUGGCUAGUACCUUACUUGAUUCCUCCAGGAAUUCUGACGGGAUGGAAUGGGUUUAUUUUUUUUUAAUAUUUACCUUUGACCAUUGAAUUAUCCCUAUAUUUUGUUCUUGUGAGGACCUGUUGUUUAUAGUGUGUGUGUGUUGUUUUUGCUGAGCUAGAUCUUAAAAAAAAACCUAACAAAAACAAAUGAAAUUGAUAAUGAUGGCAAUACCUGCUUUGAUUUGCAGCAGCUCUUCAGCCCUUUUGCUUCACCUGCUACUUUAUUAUCUAUCUAGAGAUGACACAGAUCAGACUUGGACCUUUCAAAUGCAAAAUGUAAUUUCUGUCUCAUAAUGCUGAUCCCUCCUCCCAGGAGAUAAUCCAAGAGGUUCUGGCCACCUUUCCCUUUCUUAUUGUAUGUCUUGUCUUUUCUUAUCUUAGGUCUCUUUAAUCAUUAAUAGUUCCUGUUCCUCCUUCUGUGACCCUUAAGGACAAAGGAGAUAUGAGGUAAACAAAGACACACAAGGUUCAGAGGAAGAAAGACAGCUAAUUGCUACUGAUUUCUUGCAUCCUUUAUAUCCUUUAGCCUUUUCUUCAUCUCAGUGCCUGACUGCUUUUAGGUGAUGAAUGUGAGGUGUGGCUAGGCUUCUAACAAUGAGGGAAUAGAGGCCUAUCUUAAUUUGAACCUUAUUUUUGACUAAUUGCUUUGAGAUGAAAAAAAAAAACCCAAGGACUUCUAUGAUGCCUUAAAGACUGUCAGUUUUAUUUUAAUAUGAGCUUUCAUGGGCUAGUUUCUUAGAUUCAUGGAGUAUAAUCUAGGUUCAGGUAUAUAUACAGGAAGGUAGACAAUGGGACUUUCUUCUGAGUAGACCUGCAUAGAAAUCAGUGCCAAAGACUGCAUUUCUGUGGACACUUACCAAAGAAUAAUCAUGCCAUGAAUCAACUUUCAGAUAACCUCACCUGGUUGACGGAAAAUCUUCACAAAUAAUCAUGUUUCUUUUUGAAUAAUCGUGCAAUGUUAGGAAAGUGUGAAGGCAAGAGGAGAAGGGGAUGACAGAGGAUGAGAUGGUUGGACAGUGUCAUU